This is a messenger RNA of Carya illinoinensis, 345 nucleotides long. RefSeq lists its product as uncharacterized. Bases 1 to 345 code for a protein of 114 amino acids. The record is from RefSeq and is a predicted model, not a curated record. Lineage: Eukaryota; Viridiplantae; Streptophyta; Magnoliopsida; Fagales; Juglandaceae. The transcript has a single exon.
AUGGUUAAAAAUGGGAGUGGGAGGGGAUUUAGUGAAGAUCUGAGAAUGAAGCUGGAAAUCUGUCAAAAAGGCUUAACCAACUGGGAGAAAAAUCACAGCAGAGUUGAACAGCAAAAGACUACUCGAAUGUGGGCAAAGAUUAGUCAUCUACAAGAUAAUGGAGAUAGGGAACACAUUGAUGCUAUGAAGCAAAUGCAAGAGAAGGCUGAAAAGUCCCUGGCUGAAACUAAUAUGAAAUGGAGGCAGCGAGCAAAACAGCAUUGGCUGAGAAAGGGGGAUAGAAAUACAACAUAUUUCCACAUGCAACCAAAGAAAAAAGACAAAUGCUAUCACAUCCAUAAAUGA